Drosophila takahashii is the source of this 1269-nucleotide messenger RNA. RefSeq names its product Gustatory receptor-like 62c (gene Grl62c). NCBI's taxonomy places the organism in Eukaryota, Metazoa, Arthropoda, Insecta, Diptera, Drosophilidae. The record is from RefSeq and is a predicted model, not a curated record.
AUGCCGCUGUCAGGGCCGCUGCACAAACUGCUCUGCGUGUGCCACAUUGUCAGCUACUUCGAUUACCAGAAGAAGGUGUGCCACCUGCUGUGCCUGUACAAUCUGCACUACAAUGAGGACACCCAGAAGUUCAGCUUUGGCCAUCAGGUGUUCAUCUACUUUGUCUACUUCUACAGCCUCUUGUGCCUUGUUUUCUACUUUCUCUGGCUCGAUGAAUUCAUCAUUGAUCGCGGCAGCCUGUAUGUCUACAUAUUGCCAUGCCUUUACUAUAUACACCUGAAGAAAUCCCUGCUGAGAACUUUGAAUCAAAUGGCAAAGGUUCACAGGGAGCUGCAAUCCACAAUGGGAAUUCUGUUUUGUGUGUCUGUAAAGAGAGCCUUUUGCUGCUCCUGGCUGAUUAUCAUUGAAAUCUUUUUCGUUAUCUACUGGCAAAUGACGUCCAUGAAAAAUGACGUCCAACGUUGGACUGUAUUCACCUGUCUGCUUGGUUGGCAUCUUCAGCUUCUCUUCAUGGUAAACAGCUACAUUUGGCUGCAUUCCAUCUAUGUGGUUAUGAACCAGGUUUUAACGGCGGAACUCAGAAAUAAACAGCGCUGGAAAAUGCUCAGGAAUAUUCUAAAACAACACAGUCGUUUGGCAAAGAUUCAGCGAGAUAUAUCCCACUAUUUCAGUGUCUAUAUAUCAUCAGUGAUCUUGCUCAUAUCAAUAAUUUUCUACAGAUCUGUAAUAUUUGAAGCUGGCUUUGACUAUGAACAAAACCGAUUGGUUUUGCUAAGAUUGGAAGAUUGGCAGUUUAGAUAUCUAGCGAACUUAGUCGUCUUGAUUGGCACUCUGCUGAUGGUUGUUUGGAACUACAAGUCGCAGAGAGAUAAGUUACUCAGGGGUCUUUGGAAGUCGCAAGAAAUAUGUCAGAGAACUUUGAAUAUCAGAAACACAAAGCGCUACAAGCAGACCCAAGAUAUUGUGGAUAUGAUGAUUCUAACUGGCAAUACACCUAAAAAUAUGAUCUGCUCUAACCUCAUAUUUUGGGAACUGAGAUUCAAAGAAGCCACCAUCUUCUCCCUGGAGACCGCUUUCCUCAUCAAUUACUUUUUACUGCUGAUGAUCACCGUUUGCUUUAUACCCUUUGUGGCCAUCUCGAACGGAUUUGAAUUCGUCCUCAAGGAAAGGCCCUUUAAUUUCACAUACUUUGAAAAUUCAGAGGAAUUUACAACUAUUGAAAACUUUACGAUGAAUACCUAUAUUUUGAGCCAUGCACUGGGUGGAUAA